Molecule: messenger RNA, 2487 nt
Organism: Macroventuria anomochaeta
Lineage: Eukaryota; Fungi; Ascomycota; Dothideomycetes; Pleosporales; Didymellaceae
Product: DUF221-domain-containing protein
Exons: 6
Coding region: 1-2487 (828 amino acids)
Cellular component (GO): plasma membrane
Molecular function (GO): calcium-activated cation channel activity
Source: RefSeq, a predicted model, not a curated record
AUGAUAAACCAUAGAAACGACACCUGUAAGGCUGGUCGCGACGACAUAUUGGGCACGACCCGCCCGCGCCAUAUUCGACUACAGAUCUACAUCUCCUUGACGCUCGGCGUGGGAGCAUUUCUAGUCUUUUGUUUCCUGCGACCACGAUGGAAGGGCCUGUAUGCCGCGCGCAAGAAGCAAAAUAACCUCGCGACUGCACUUCCUGAGCUCCCGGAUACCUUCUUCGGUUGGAUCGUACCACUAUGGAAGAUCACGGACGAGCAGGUAUUGGCUUCGGCUGGUCUGGACGCUUAUGUGUACCUGGCGUUCUUCAAGAUGGCUAUUAAGUUUCUCCUCGUCACGCUCUUCUUCGCCCUCGCCGUUAUCAAGCCGGUGCACGACACACAUCAGGAAAAGGAGGGCAAGAAGCCAUACCUGGGCGGCGAUGGCGAUAAGAAAGGUGAACGUCUCGAAAUGCGUUCGGAAACGCUCUGGUCGACGUUCGGUGGGCACGACUACGAAUACUACACAGACUACCUCUGGAUGUAUCUCGUCUUCGUGUACCUCUUCACAGCGCUCAUACUCUACCUGAUUGUCUCUGAAACCAGACGGAUUAUCGAUAUAAGACAGGAAUACCUGGGCAGCCAGACGACAAUUACCGACCGCACAAUCAGACUAUCAGGAAUCCCAUUGGACCUUCGCUCUGAGGACAAGAUAAAGCAAUUCAUCGAGGAUCUUGGGAUUGGCAAAGUCGAAAGCGUGACACUUUGUAGGAACUGGAAAGAGCUGGACGAUAAGAUUACCAGGCGACAAACCAUACUGCGGAAGCUGGAGGAGGCUUGGACGGUUCACUUGGGAAGCAGGAGAGUUGAGCGCAGCUUGGAGACCCUGCCCGUGAUCCAGCCUCGCCCACCUCAGGCCGAUGGGGACGACCGUGAGGACAGUCAACUUCUCAACAACACGGACAGAGACCCUGAUUACGUGUCUCCAUACGCACGCCAGCGUCCAACAGCGAAAAUCUGGUAUGGCCGAUUCAAACUUCGAUACAGGACCGUCGACGCUAUCAACUACUACGAGGAGAAACUUCGCAGGCUGGAUGAUGAGAUCAGAGAUCUGCGAAAGAAGGAAUUCGAACCAACACCACUUGCCUUUGUGACGAUGGACAGUGUGGCAAGUGCUCAGAUGGCGAUUCAGGCCGUUUUGGAUCCAUCACCACUCCAACUCCUUGCGAAUAACAGCCCAGCCCCCUCUGAUGUCGUUUGGCCCAACACGUAUCUCUCACGGAAUCAGCGCAUAUUCCGAUCCUGGACCAUCACCUUUUUCAUUGGAGUCUUGAGUAUCUUUUGGACUGUUCUACUUGUUCCGAUCGCUGGCGCUUUGAACACUUGCUCCAUCCACGAGGUCUUCCCAGGUAUCGCGGACGCACUUGACCGACAUGAGCUGUUGCAAUCGCUGGUCAACACACAACUGCCGACUCUAUCAUUGACCCUGCUCAACGUACUUGUGCCGUUUCUCUAUGAUUGGUUGGCAAACAAGCAAGGCAUGAUAUCGCAGGGCGACGUUGAGCUCUCCGUCAUCUCGAAGAACUUCUUCUUCACUUUCUUCAAUUUCUUUAUCCUCUUCACGAUCCUCGGAACUGCGUCUAACCUUGUGGAUCUGCUGACGAAGUUUGGGGAAAAAUUGACUAGCGCUACUCAGAUUGCUUUCGCCUUGGCCAAUUCUCUUGCGAACUUGCUCGGCUUCUACACCAACUUCAUCCUUCUACAAGCUUUUGGUUUAUUCCCAUUUCGUCUUCUCGAAUUUGGUGCCCUCUCGCUGUAUCCCGUCUAUCUGAUCGGAGCGAAGACUCCUCGAGAUUACGCAGAACUUGUUCAGCCCCCUGUCUUCAGUUACGGUUUCUUCUUGCCUCAGACUAUACUCAUCUUCAUCAUUUGUGUGGUCUACAGUGUCUUGAGAGACUCCUGGCAGGUUCUGCUUACGGGUCUGGCUUACUUCAUCAUUGGCCAAUUCGUCCACAAAUAUCAGCUGCUCUAUGCAAUGGAGCAUCGCCAGCAUUCAACGGGUAGAGGCUGGACGAUGAUGUGUGAUCGUGUCAUUAUCGGUGUGGUGCUGUUCCAGGCCACCGUUGCUGGACAAUUGGCUCUAAAAAAAGCGUUCAAGCGCGCCAUCUUGGUGGCACCGUUGGCAAUCGGCACCGUAUGGUUCUUGUUCGUCUACGCACGAACGUAUCGGCCCCUGAUGAAAUUCAUCGCUCUUCGAAGUUUGCGGGACCCCGAGCGAUCAGACUUAGGGCGCGACGUCCAAGAAGAAGCCAUUCACGCGGAACGUGAUGGGCGAAGAAGACCAGCAGGACGACUCACCCUGGAUGAGGCUAGGGAGAGUGGAUCAAAGUUCGAAAUUCCAAGUCUUGUGAUGCCCCUGAACGAAGUUUGGCUCGCGAACAAGAACGUGAGAUCCACACACGGAUUCAAUGGAUCGACUCCAUACAGCAGCAAUGGCGACGCCUAG